This is a messenger RNA of Adineta steineri, 1080 nucleotides long. The record is from the annotation of a GenBank genome assembly. NCBI's taxonomy places the organism in Eukaryota, Metazoa, Rotifera, Eurotatoria, Adinetida, Adinetidae.
AUGCGUAUGUUAAUAUUUUUAUCCAUAAUUAUUUUAUUUUUUAUUAUUCAUAUUAAUGCUAAUACAUUUAAUGACACAGAAAUUACCUAUCCUCCAUAUUGGCAUAUAGCUCCUUCAUCUUUAUCAGAAUUUCCAUUAAUAAAUGAUUCAUUUUCUCAAUAUCGAUUAAUCGAUCCAUGGUUUUAUCCUCAUAGACUUGGUCUAUAUAAAAUUUUAAUUAAUGUAACUACACCUUUCAUGCCAUUUUGUUCUUCAUCGAAUGCAUCAAAUAUUCUCUUUGCAUUACCAUCACAAUUCGGUUGGCAAUUUAGUUCAAAUCGACUAUUUACAAAUGGUACUAUGAAUAUUUCAACAAAUAGUUGGUGGGCAUCAGCUAACUAUUAUCUAUCAGUCAUACCAUUUUUAGUCGCUGUCGAUAUUGGUCUUAUACAUAAAGAACCAUUUCGAAUACUUCGACAAAAUAAUUUUUGUUCAAGUUCUACAGAAUGUUUUCGUCAAAUUCCGCAUGCAAUGGAACAAUGGUAUCUUUUCUUUCUUCAUCUUACACAAUCAGCAUCAUGUAUAUCAAAUAAAAAACUAACUCAACGUAUUAUUGAGAAAUGUUAUUUACAACACAUAUGGACAGCAUAUAAAAGUUCAAUUUAUAAUGCUUUACCAUUAGUUGAAUCGAAAUUGGAUUAUUUACCAUCGGAAGUUGAAAAAUUAUUUGGUCUUGGAUGGGCAAGAUUUAUAAAUUUAAUUUCGAUGACAAGAAAAAAUACAGAUUUAUAUGAAACAAUUCGAAAUCAACGAAAAUUUUUACCAUUUCGAAUGUUAAAAGAAUCUGAUCGAAAACCAGAAUCGAAUGAUUUACCAGAUUUAGUUAAUAGAUCAUUAAAAAAUCUUCUUUCAUUUCGUUUUGAUUGGUUAUUAUUUAUUGAAAAAAUAUGGUCUAGAAUAACAUGUAAUUAUGAAGGAAGAAUCUAUGCUCAAUAUACAUUAGAAACGAUGGCUUUAUCAAAAUUACUUGCUUCAACAUAUUUAGCGAAAGCUAUAAUGAAUGCAUUUUUAUAUAAAUGUGAUCGUUUAUCAAAUCUUUAA